GAAUCGAAAUCUUAAUAAUAUCGAGUUAGUUAUCAAUUGAACUAUAUUCAUGGGGACGGGAAAAAUGUUAUAGGAAUCAAUCGGCAUUGAAAGGAAAAGAAAAAAUAGAAAAAUAGUAUAGAAGACGCGGUUACGAACCAUACUUGUCUGUGGCUAUUGUUAUCUUCCUCCUCCGCUUCACAUCAACUUUUCUCAAUUCUCAUUCCCAAAAUCCCAAUUCAAUGUAUUAGGGUUUUCAUUCUUCAUAUUUUCUCUUCAAUUUCUUCAAUCAUCAUCCCUAAAUACCUUCAUUCCAAUUCAAAUAAACCACGCGAUCGCAUUUUAUUUCAUUUCAUAUUCCAUAUAUAUACACUGCGAUCGGUGAGUGGAGAGAAAGGUGCAAAGCACAAACUUCAAGAUAUUUCUCAUUAAAGAGAUAGUGUCACAAUGUUGGCUUCCAAAGAAAUUAUGAAAUUCAAAUCAUACCAGAACCAGGCUAAUUUGUUUGUGAAGGAAUAUUUAUUAGCAGACCCUCUGAUUCCAUAUACUUCCAUUAUUGGUGGCAUUUUUGCUUGCAAGUUGGUCUAUGAUCUGACUCAGCUUUUUAGCACUACUCAUUUUAAGAGCUAUUCCAGUCUCACUAAAAUCCAACGUAUUGAGUGGAACAACCGUGCUAUGUCAACUAUCCAUGCCGUUUUUAUAACAACUAUGUCUUUAUACUUGGUGUUUUGCUCAAAUCUAUAUUCUGAUAGCCACUCAGUUGAACUUCUUACAGAACGGAGUUCUGCGUUGUCUACGUUUGCUUUGGGGGUUUCUGUUGGUUACUUCAUGGCUGACCUGGGGAUGAUAUUUUGGUAUUUUCCUUCUCUUGGUGGAUAUGAGUAUGUGAUUCAUCAUCUGCUUUCUUUAGUAGCAGUAGCCUAUUCAAUGUUGAGUGGAGAAGGGCAGCUGUACACCUACAUGGUCCUCAUCUCCGAGACAACAACUCCCGGAGUCAAUUUGAGAUGGUAUCUUGAUGUAGCUGGAAUGAAAAGGUCAAAAGCGUAUCUCAUCAAUGGGGUUGUAAUAUUCAUUGCUUGGCUGGUUGCUAGAAUACUUUUGUUCGUGUACAUGUUUUACCAUGCUUACUUGCACUUUGAUCAGGUUCAGCAGAUGCACACCUUUGGACAAAUACUAGUUGUUGUUGUGCCGGUGGUGCUGUCAGUUAUGAACUUGAUUUGGUUUUCAAAGAUUAUCAAAGGUCUAAUGAAGACAUUGGCGAAGAGGCAGUGAAAUUUUUGAGGAAAAUUAAAUAUAGAUUACAUUGUUGAUAUCAAGGUCACCUUGCCUCUGUGUCCUCUCCUUCUGGGUAAAAACAUAGAUGGUGUGUACUGAAAGAUGUGAUAGAGCAGAAAAGAACAUGUUUGGAUCCAUUUUAGAUCUGAACUUAUAUUGUAUAAAUAUGUUAGUUCUGUUUUACAAUAACCCUAUUCUUUAUGUACAUUUAUUAGUUCAAUUUAAUCUUUAUUCUGUAUCUACA
This is a messenger RNA of Trifolium pratense (red clover), 1498 nucleotides long. Its product is annotated as TLC domain-containing protein 4-B-like. Gene Ontology annotation, cellular component: membrane; endoplasmic reticulum. The transcript is spliced from 9 exons. NCBI's taxonomy places the organism in Eukaryota, Viridiplantae, Streptophyta, Magnoliopsida, Fabales, Fabaceae. Bases 427 to 1251 code for a protein of 274 amino acids. The record is from RefSeq and is a predicted model, not a curated record. Gene Ontology annotation, biological process: lipid homeostasis.